Haemonchus placei is the source of this 270-nucleotide messenger RNA. The record is from the annotation of a GenBank genome assembly. NCBI's taxonomy places the organism in Eukaryota, Metazoa, Nematoda, Chromadorea, Rhabditida, Trichostrongylidae.
AUGUAUGUCCCUGCUUAUGGAAUGGCCAGUAUCGUUUGCAUUUUACCUCUACCCACCUUCACCCUAUGGCGAUUCCUUUCAUCAGUAGCUGUCAUCGGAGGAACUCUUCUGAUGUUGUUCCUUGCAUGGACAUUUCACGGUCUCGAAAAUGCCGAUGGUUUAGAACUACAUGAGGCCAAGAACUUGUUACCAGUACGUCUAACUUUCAUUCACGAUUUACAAUAUCAUCGGAUGGUUCUUUACAGCCCCUACCACAAGCAUAGCCUCUGA